Molecule: messenger RNA, 5146 nt
Organism: Tigriopus californicus
Lineage: Eukaryota; Metazoa; Arthropoda; Copepoda; Harpacticoida; Harpacticidae
Cellular component (GO): nucleus
Source: RefSeq, a predicted model, not a curated record
CUCGUCCUCAUCCGGAUCCACAGCCCCAUUAUGCGCCUUUUGUCAUUUAGGCCCCGUGGCUGACCAGUUGUGCCAAGCCGGUAAAUUGUACGCCUAUCGACCCGCGGGCCCACCCCCACCCUGGACCGUCUCCGGUAGACGGGGCCGAGGUCGUGGGCGGGGACGCCGCCCCACCCUGCCCACUCGCUAUGCCCAUGGCGUGAUCGAGCUCGACUCGGACCCACCCGAGGGCCAGUGGGCCUUCCAUUAUUUCUGCCUGCUAUUCGCGUCGCACCUGGAUCAGAACGGGAUCGCCCCCCAUUCGCCCGACUUGGGCGAUGACAGCAUCGCCCAAACCCACGCCGGACUCUUUGGCUUCCUCAUCACCGACAUUAAGCGGGAAAUCGAACGCACUCGCGCCAUCACAUGCCAGUUCUGCGCCAGUUCCCACGCCAAUGUGGCCUGCCGGGCCCCGGGCUGUUGGGCCUAUUACCAUUUCACGUGUGGCUUCGAGGCCAGGGCCCAAUUCGUAUUCCACGACGAUUUCCCUUCGUAUUGCCCACAACAUCGGGUGGAUUACCUCAGCCUCAUGGAACCCCCCCGAGCCACCAUUUCCCCGGAUAAAACGUGUUUGUGUUGUUACAAUCGCGUCGUGAUACCCAAGAAGAAAGUGGGCGUGGGGAAAUCGUCCGCCAAUACCUCCGGGGUGGGCGUGGUCAGUCCGUGCUGUGGCCGCACUUUCCACUGGUUGUGCGUGCAAAAGAUGGCCAUGGCCGGCGGAAGUUCGCUGUUCAAGUGUCCAAGUUGUCUGGACAAUCAAGUGUUUGUGAUCUCCAUGAGGAAAUGCGGGAUCUACGUCCCCUUGCACGAUGUCAAUCUCAAUGGCAAAAAUCAAUUGAGCGGGCCCACAUCCGCCAAAUCGGCCGACCCAAACAAUCAAGUUCACAACAACAACAACGAUAACGGCAUGAUCGCUUACGAUGCCCUGCCCACAGUUCCACAACUUCAUUGCGACGUGCCCAUUCGAUGUCGAUGCCAACAAGGGCGGAAUCACAACAAGAAGGGUACACUUUGGGCUUUGAUUGCGUGUCAGGAUUGCUCCAUUCAAGCCAUUCACGUGAAGUGUGGCCAACUCAAUCGCCGCAAACCCGAAUUCACUUGUGACACGUGUGUGGACAAUCGGAAAGCCGAGGAGCGAGCGCAAGAAAUCAAAUUGGCCGAAGCCGCGCGAAGGAAGGAAGCUUUAAGGGGACGAAAGAUUGGGCCCAAAAGUCGAACUGUAUCCAAAAGCCAACAAAGCCUCGGAGUGAGAGUGUCUAGCACCCCCACCCCCACCGUCGUGGUCGAUGAGCCGCCUUUGCCCAAAGUGACCUUGAGCAAGCAGAGCGGCCAAUGGACCUCGGAAGUCAAGGCCAAGCGCGCCAAGAGCCCAUUGACCUUCGCUCUGGCCAACCAGGAUCAGGAUCCAUUGGAUAUUGGCGACUUUGAGCUCGUCCCCACUCCCUCGCCACGAACCUCGAGAUCUUCUCGCGGAGUGGCGAAUCGCUUCCGGUCACCUUCUCCGGAUAUUCUGAUUGUGGACCCGUUGGCUGUGACCGGAGUUUUGGACCCACUCGCCGACGACGCGCCCACUAAAGGUCAAAAACGAAAACCCAAUGGCACGGACGCCACUUCCAUGCCCUCGAAAAAGGCACGUGGUCAAGCUCAAAGUCCAUCAUCUCCGGAUUGGGCGUUCCCAACGCCUUCAAGUGCUCGACGGUCUCGCAAUAAUCAGUCGGUGAAGAGCCGUAAUACAAGUGUGGACUCGAGCCCUUUGACCCCAACUACUGGGACGACAUCGAUCAGAGCUCGACGAUCCAAUUCGGGUUUGAACAAACGCUGGAGUCCAUCCCCGUCGGAAUCGCCACCACACGUUUCCUCAUCGGCCACUUCUCGUCGAGGAAAGACCCGUUCUGUCAGCAACUCGUCCUCCUCCUCUUCUGCAAGGUGUCAGGAGGUUGAGGUUAGACGGGGAAUGGCGUUUGGUGAUUUUGGUGAUGAUGAGAACCAGGACGAGGAAGAGGAACCCUUGGCUAAGAAGGCCAAGAAAAGCAAGAAGGCCUCUCCGACGAAGAAGUUGUUGAGUCCGGAUCCAUUAUCGGAUAUCGCUCCAAUUUCCACACGAAGAAGUAGUAGCCAAGCCAUCAGUACAAAGACGCCCAAGCCAGGACCAAAGAGUAGGAGAACCCCGCCCAGUCCUGUUUUGAGCACACCUCCUCCUCCUCCUCCUUCUCGUCCUUCGUCUCCUCCGGCUCGUAGAGGAUCAGCAGGGGGGCCCCAGAGUCGUCCAAAAUCGAUGGCUCCACUCACUCCCACGAAUGCUCUCUCCCCCGUUGUGGCCCUGCCAAAAAUCAACAUCCCCAAACCGGGGCCCAAAUGUCGCAAAGCCACUCCCUCAACGACCACGGUUGUGCCGCCCAAAUCAGUGGCCGUCAAACCCGGGCCCAAGAGCCGUAAAAUCGCACCUACCACCAUUGCCGCUGUGCCGGCAAAAGCAGUUGUCCACAAACCCGGGCCCAAGAGCCGCCGUUCAAGUGCGAAUUCGUCGGUGACAAAGGAUAUGGUCGAACCAAUGAGAAGGGCUCCACCGACCAAGAUCGGUCCCAAGAGCCGGAAAACCGCUGUCCCAACUCCCAAGAAGGCCAACGCGGGUCCAAUUGGCCGCCGAAAAGCCAAGUCGCCCAGUCCGACGUUGGACGAUUAUUCGCCUUCGGGCGGUUUCGAUUCUCCCAUUGGCGGUGCCAGUCCAGUUUACUCAUCGGGCAGUGAUUCACCCCGGCCGUUUUUGGGGCGUGCCGUGUCUCCGCCUCCAUUAAGGAGCAGCUCAAAACCGGGACCGGCCUCGUCCAAGAAGCCGGUCAUUCAACCGUUGGAAUCCACGAUCAUCAUCAAACAGGAGUUCGUUUCAUCGCCCGGUCCCAAAUCCACAUUCGACGACAUCUUCGACCAAGUUCGAGAGAGCACAACGAGGGUGCGACUUCCGGCCAAGAAACGCCCUCGAUCGCCCGUUCGACAGGAAACUAGAGCAGUCCCCAUCAGACAAGAGCACAAAUAUCGACCGGGACCCAAGUCGACCCUGGAAAAGCGAUCGAUGCCCCAACCCGAGCGGCAAAGCAUUCGCGUUCUCGACAAGCCUUUGCCUCGUCGUCAAGCCGUGAAACGGACUUGGAGCGAGGCCACGGGUAAAAACCCGCCUGCGGCCAAGAAGACCAGGAAAGGCUCGGCCCCACUCAGGAUCUACCAAGUGAAAGGCAAGGACAUCAUGGGCGGUAUCAUGAGCGACCUCCUGAUUCUGAUGGAGGAGCAAAUCGCGCAUUGCCGCACCUUCUCCACCCAAGUAGCCACCAACUGGAUUCAUCAAGACCUCUUGGACAGUGUAUUCCACGAGUCCACCGAGUUCUGCGGCGAUCUGCUCGACGACUCGGUCGUUGACGAGACUCUUUUCCGACUCUUUGGACCCCCCUACACGUUUCAUCUGGAGAGCCAGAGAGCCUCUCAGUACAUGGCACCCCUGAAAAGAGCCCAACUGACCCUGUCGGAUUGUCUCCAGCCCAAUGGCAUUCCACCACGAGAGGCUUUAAACGCAAUCUGCGGUGAUAUUCUUGUGGACGUGGCCAAUUCGGCCAAGAAAGCGAUCGAUGAUCGUUUCCGAUGGAACCUGUGCUCCGGAGUGGUACGCGAUCUCGUGGAGGGCGUAUUCCAAGAAUCUGCCCAGUUUUGUGCCACCGUCAUCAAUCGAGAAGUGAUCCUGGAAACGUGCUUCAGGCUGUUUGGACCCCCCUACCGUUUUAGCCUGAGUGAACCCAGAGCUAAACAAUACUUGAAACCCCUGCAAGGGUCCUCAUUACGUCUACCAGAUGUCAUGAAUGCCCCCAAAUUGCCCAGAUUAGCUGGGAACACCAUUUGUAUGGACAUCCUCACAGACGUGGCCUUCAAGGCCAAGGCUGAGAUCGACGAUCGCUUCCGAUUCAAUGUGUGCGCUCACGCCGUCGAUCAUCUCGUCGAGGACUGGCUGUUCCGGGAAUCCAGCCAAUUCUGCUUAUCCAUUUUGGAAAAAGUGGUGGAUGAGGCUGGUUACCGCCUCUUCGGACCGCCCAAAAGGUUGCUCCUGUCCCAUGAGAAGGCACCCAUGAUCUUGAGCAAGCUCCAGGUAUCUCAAUUAGUGGUGCGUGAUUGCAUUCAACAGAAGUGCAUCCCCACCGAGGCCACCCAAAUCUUUUGCGACGAGAUCCUCUUCGACGUGAUUGCUCAAGCCGAAACCGACAUCCUGAAUCGGCCUGUGUAUGGCCACCGAUUAGUCUCGGAAGUCCUCUCCGACAUCCUCCGCGUGAUGCCCAUGAAAAGUCGAAGAAGCAUCGAGGCCGCUCGAAUGGGUCUGGUGAGGACGCGUUGCCGAGGUAUUAUUCUCACCGAGGUCGUCGACCGAGCCGAAGAGCAAAUUCUAAAGACCCCAUCCUUCCCUUAUCGAGCCUCGUACAUGAUCUUGAGCGACCUCGUGGAUUCCUUGGGACCGGCUAUUAUCACGUUCCGACAGGAGAAAGAGCGCCUUCGAAUCCUCGAGCAACGCCGCCUUGAGGCCGAACGGCGCCGGCCCAAGCCAUUUUCCAUCUCCUUAAGAGACAUUUACUCCCUGCCAGUCAUUCCACAUCCGGCUGUCGAGUUUCUGUGUUCAGGAAUCAUGCUUGAGAUUGUGGAACAGGCCGAGGCUGUGAUCGUGUCGGGACCGCGUUUCGUGGAGCGCAUGGCCUCCUACACCCUCGUCAGAAUGGUCAGCGAAAUGACUUUGCCCAAUAAUUUGGUGGCCUCGAAAAAGCGCAAAAGAGAGUCCUCGUUUUCGCCCUCGGCCUCCAAACGAACGGCUGUGAGCAACGGGCCUCGAGCACGAAACGAGGCCACUGCCAGCCCACUUAGGCAGAAUGGAGCAACGGGAACGUCGAAUAGGCGAAGGCAAGCCACUCCAGCCAACAAUGGACUCCUUCUAUGAGAAUGUCAGGUUCCAAUUUUGAAUCGUCUCGGUGUCACAUCGUCGUCGUCAUCCUCAUCAUCAUUCACAUCCUCACAUAAGCUUUUUGAUGAUCUGAAUUCGUCGAAAUGAAAGCUUGUUCAAUAAAUACUUUUCAAAACUUGA